This is a messenger RNA of Capronia coronata CBS 617.96, 717 nucleotides long. RefSeq names its product DNA-directed RNA polymerase I, II, and III subunit RPABC1. The record is from RefSeq and is a predicted model, not a curated record. Gene Ontology annotation, biological process: DNA-templated transcription. Bases 1 to 717 code for a protein of 238 amino acids. NCBI's taxonomy places the organism in Eukaryota, Fungi, Ascomycota, Eurotiomycetes, Chaetothyriales, Herpotrichiellaceae. Gene Ontology annotation, cellular component: RNA polymerase III complex; RNA polymerase I complex; RNA polymerase II, core complex. The transcript has 3 exons. Gene Ontology annotation, molecular function: DNA-directed RNA polymerase activity; DNA binding.
AUGGACUUCGACGAUCGACCAAAGUUGUCCGUGGAAGCGGAGAAGGAAGUGACGCGGCUAUGGAGGACAUGGCGGACUGUCCUCGAGAUGCUGGUGGACAGAGGAUAUGCGAUUGCACAGAAUGAACUCACCAUCACCCGCGACGACUUUCAGAGAAAAUUUGGAGACCCGUCGACCGGACAUGCCGAGCGGAGACUCAUGAAACUCCAAGCUGUUCCUACCGAAGACAUGAUCAAGCGCGACACCCCCAGACCGACCAAAAGCAACCCGAACCCCCAGACCACUGCUGGCACCAUCUGGGUCGAGUUUAGCCCAGAAACCACCAUCGGAAUCAAACACCUGCGAGCAUUCGCGCAACAUCUCGACGCCAACAAGUUCACCACCGGCAUCUUCAUCACCAUCGGUCCGGUCACGGCCGCGGCCCUUCGCGCCUUCGAACCUCUGACCGAGCGAGGAAUCACCGCCGAAUGGUUCCAGGAGCAAGAUUUGCUGGUCAACAUCACCAGGCACGAAUUGGUCCCGAAGCACGUGCUUCUCAGUGCCGAAGAGAAGAAGGUCUUGCUUGACAGGUACCGGUUGAAAGAGACGCAGCUGCCGCGAAUCCAGUUCAACGAUCCGGUCGCCAAAUACCUGGGACUGAAACGAGGCAACGUCGUCAAAAUCAUUCGGAAGAGUGAGACGGCCGGUCGAUACGCCAGUUAUCGGUGGGUGUUUUAA